AUGGCCGAGAUUUUGACCUCGGACAAGACCGACGGCGAGGAGGAGUACGAGGUCGAGACGGCCGUCAAGGCCUGGGUCGACGCGCGGGUCGACGCCGAGGUCGCGCGCGCCGAGGGCCUCGGCCAGCGGACGAUCAAGCUCACGGUCAAGAACUGCGGGCUCGUCUUCCGCGACGGCGCCGUCGAGAACAGGGUCGAGGUCGACACGGGCUUCAACUUCGAUACGGUGGAGCAGAUCAUGCUGUCGCCGCCCGUCGACGUGCCCUGCAAGCGGGGCUACGCGCUCCGCUUCGUCAUCCUGUCCAGCGGCAAGCCCAUCGUGCUGCUGCUGCCCUACGUCUACGAGCUCGGCGUCGCGAAGCACACGCUCCAGCGCUGGGAGUUCGUCAACAAGGCGCUCGCGAGCUCGCACCACGUCGUCGACGCGGAGCUCACUUAA
This is a messenger RNA of Aureococcus anophagefferens, 438 nucleotides long. RefSeq lists its product as hypothetical. The record is from RefSeq and is a predicted model, not a curated record. The coding region runs from base 1 to 438 and encodes 145 amino acids. NCBI's taxonomy places the organism in Eukaryota, Pelagophyceae, Pelagomonadales, Pelagomonadaceae. The transcript has a single exon.